This is a messenger RNA of Chaetomium strumarium, 1408 nucleotides long. RefSeq lists its product as uncharacterized. The record is from RefSeq and is a predicted model, not a curated record. The transcript has 2 exons. NCBI's taxonomy places the organism in Eukaryota, Fungi, Ascomycota, Sordariomycetes, Sordariales, Chaetomiaceae. Bases 295 to 1227 code for a protein of 310 amino acids. Gene Ontology annotation, cellular component: endoplasmic reticulum. Gene Ontology annotation, molecular function: iron ion binding; procollagen-proline 4-dioxygenase activity; L-ascorbic acid binding. Gene Ontology annotation, biological process: peptidyl-proline hydroxylation to 4-hydroxy-L-proline.
UAGUACCGUAACUAUUGGAAGGUCACCUUCGCGAUUGGACAGGGGCGGUGUUGGCGCCAAGCACACCACGCGACUUCUCCUGGCAGGCAUCAACAUACACUGCCACAGUGUCUACUCUUGGAUAAAAUCAUAUAUCAGGACAUAUCCCAAACUUUCAUUGACGGCCACCCUACAGUUCUCGGUUCCACCGGUAAUAAGGUGAUUGAAGUCUAUACCGUUAUCCACACCAUCAAAAGGAUCAACCACUCCAACUACAACUACAUACAAUUACCACCCCGGCCAAUACCACCAAAUAUGCUCUCCAAACUCAUGGCAGAACUCAAGUCAACCGUCAAACCCACCCCGCCGGACCCCGCGCCGCCCGUACGAAAGCGAAAGGCAAACAAACCAAUCCAAACCACCUACGCCUCCGUGCCCAUCCCCCUCCCAGACUCCUUCCUCACCACGCUGCCCCCGGACGCCCAGCCCAUCACCGUGACGCCCAUCGACUUCGCCACCAGCCCGCUGCCCGAGUACGCCAACUGCUACGCCGUGGUGCUCGACAACGUGCUGUCGCCUUCGGAAUGCGCGACCUUGCUCUCCCUCGCCGAGGCAAGCGUGCCGCCGGACGGCGGCGAGGUCCUGCGGAACGGGCCCGACGACCCGUGGGGCCCCGCGCUGGUCAACGUCGGCGGCGGGUUUGAGGUGCUGGAGCAAGGGUAUCGCAACGGCGAGCGGAUCGUGUGGGACCGGCAGGAGGUGGUCGAUCGGCUCUGGCAGCGGUGUCUCAGUGGUGCCGGGCAAGGGUUGGCGGAACGGUUUGCUGAGUUGGGGGAUGGCGAGAAGGGCAUCACGGGCUCGGUGAGGGGGGAGGGGGAUAAGUGGGUGUUUGUGAGGGUUAAUGAGAGGAUGCGGUUUUUGAAGUAUGGGAAGGGCGGGUUUUUUAGGCCACACUGUGACGCGCCGUACUUCGAGGACAAAGACGACUCGAAGCAUGUCCGGACCAUGUUCACCAUCCAUCUGUACCUGAACGACUCCCAGGCCGAGGUGGAGGGUGCCGAGCUGGUUGGCGGCGCCACGACGUUCUAUUCGAGCGACGAGAAGAGGAAGAUUGACGUGAAUCCGAAGGCGGGGCGCGUGCUCAUCUUCCAGCACCGGCGGCUGUAUCAUUCUGGAGAGGACGUCCUGGCUGGGACUAAGUACACCAUGCGGACCGACAUCCUGUAUGAGCUCGUCAGGGGCGAGUAAGGGGCUUGCAUUUGAGGGGAAGUGUGGGUGGACAGCGUAGUAGUCCCCUUUAGCGUACACCUAAGGUAUCUGCUGGGGCGUGCCGUCCCAGAUACGCAAAACAAAAUAUAGGAAAAGGCCAUCUACACCCACCAUCAUCACCAAGAAUUCUCAUGGUACCGUACCCACGCCAAGCACGGCC